Molecule: messenger RNA, 1785 nt
Organism: Cyclocybe aegerita
Lineage: Eukaryota; Fungi; Basidiomycota; Agaricomycetes; Agaricales; Hemipholiotaceae
Source: the annotation of a GenBank genome assembly
AUGGUAGACCCUGCUCGUGCUGUUUCUCCCGACUCUGCUCUCGUUCUUCUUAACUCGUCAUUCACCAGAGCCACUCAGGCAGAUUUCGAAUUCUACCCACGAUCAGACAUGGCCAAUCCGAACAGAACUGACAUCUUUGCCGACGCCAUGCAGAAUGUUGUUGAUAUCCUUGAGAUGGCCAAGAUAACGUGCAUUAUCAUCAACGAGGCUGCUGCAUCGAUCUAUUGUGCAGCAUUCAAACCCAAGAUCGUUCAGGUCGUUGUGGUAGGGCAGACUCCAGGACUUCUUUCCACAGAACAGGCGUCAGAAUUAUUGGUUCGAUGCGACCCGCAGCGGUUCAAGAUGGAGGUUGAUCAGUUCCGCUACUACGAGCCGAGCAUUUCACCACCGCAGAAAAAUUGGUGCGAAGUCGUAUUAAUCGCAGUUCCAAACCCGCCCCCUCCGCAAUAUCAGCCCACCCGUAUCAACCGCCUGCUGGAAUUGCCGGUUCCAUCACCGUUGUCCGUCAUAUUCGACGUAGUCCAGGGAAUCCAAGCACAAUCAGAUAAAGGGAGAGCCAAGAAGUUGAGACAACUUUUCAAAGUCAUGUCGAAGCACGAACUCAUCGCCAUCGACGACGAUUUCCAUCGCACGCUCCUCGUUCAUCUAGAGCGUGUCGCACGUUUUUCGCCCAAAUUGGGACAGGCAACAUCCAAGUUCGCCGAUUUUUGUCGAAGAGACCAGAUCAGCGACUGUUCGGCUGCCGAUGGUGGGUCGGAUAAUGGGGAGUCGCUCGCCGGGGAAGACCGAAGCGCCCAAGUGAUGGACAGGUUGAAACACAUUUCCCUCGUUGUGGACACCUCUGGACCCAGCAUUCGUGACUCCAUCUCUCAGACUACCGAUCCACACAUUGCUUCUCUUGAAGGAGAGCAAUUGUCCUCGAAGUCACCAACGAUUAAGCCUCCCAUCGUUGCUUCGAACGAUCCGGAAGAUAAGUCAGAGUCCGGUGCAGAAGGCGAAGACAAAUAUUCUGGUGAACUUUUUGGACCUCCAAUCGUCAUCCCAGAAACGACUCCGAGGAUCUCCCGCGAGUACCUUGGGUCAAAGCUAGAUCGUCAGCAUCUCUUCUGUAAUGCAGCACGUGGCAUCGUCGCGAUACUUCAUUCAUCUGGCGUUCGCUGUGUCCUUAUUAACAAGACUGCUGCCUUCGAGUACGGAAUAUUCGGUCCGAAAAAGAGCUUGGAGCUCGCGAUCAUCGCUCCACGGGGCACAUUGUCCACCGACACGGUCGCGGACAUCCUGAUCAGAUGCGACCCAGCUCAUUUUGUUUUUUUGGGGACCAAGUCGAUGUUUCGAUAUAUCGAGCCUGGAACAGGGAAGAACUGUCCAGUAACCUUUUUCCCGAUUGUGAACCCUACGCCAGUCGAGUACGCCCCCGAGUGUCUUGUCCUGAUGAACGAUGUGCCGACCGUGUCGCUCCUUCCCAUCAUUCUACACACACUCUGCGGAAUUCUGGGCCCUGCUACUCCUCCUGUCAAUUACUCGGACAAGGCAAAUACAGGGGUGCCUGGGACAAAUUUGAAGAAGGCGCAAUAUGCUAUCAAAUACUUCCUCAUCGGAUGCUUAAAAUCCACGAAGGCGCUUGUUCCUAUUGACGAUAACUAUCAUCGAACAGCAUUGGCCCUUUUAAGGCGCGUCGUAGAACAAUUUCCCGACCUCGAAAAACUCGCAAGACGAUUUAUUAGAUUCUGCGAAGGAGAGGUUGGCGCAGGCACUGAUGCUACGCGAACCCGGGGGAAGAGAUAA